This is a messenger RNA of Poeciliopsis prolifica (blackstripe livebearer), 5475 nucleotides long. Its product is annotated as solute carrier family 41 member 1-like. Gene Ontology annotation, biological process: monoatomic cation transport. Gene Ontology annotation, molecular function: monoatomic cation transmembrane transporter activity. Gene Ontology annotation, cellular component: plasma membrane. The record is from RefSeq and is a predicted model, not a curated record. Lineage: Eukaryota; Metazoa; Chordata; Actinopteri; Cyprinodontiformes; Poeciliidae. The coding region runs from base 222 to 1667 and encodes 481 amino acids. The transcript is spliced from 11 exons.
CCAGAGGCCGCCUGGCUGUGUAACCGUGGUUACCGUGACAGAUGCAUUAUGGGAUGUACACAUGGCAGCUUUCAAUGAAGGAAUGUGAGAAAACAAAACGAGGAAACCUUCAAAGCUUCGCGGUGUUACAGGAGCUUUCGGGACACCGCGGGAGGUGCUGCGACUCCUUGUGGACAUAUUAAAUCAACCCAACCUGUCUGGUCAGAACCGCCGCAGCCGCCAUGCCUGGUGAUGAUAAACCACAACAGACCCGGCAAAGGAAGAAGAACAAAAAGUCCCGAUCCAAUAGGAAGAGUCCUACUGGGAGUCCCACUGCCCGUCUUCCAAACGUCCUAGAUGCACAAGAUGACCUCAUAUCAUCCCAGCUUCUCCAGCCAUCCCCUAAAAAGGUGCCAGAGGAGAGGCCCAAAGUGGAGGAGUCGGCCAUUGCUAUCUGUCUCCAGGUGCUCUUCCCCUACCUGCUGGCUGGGAUGGGGAUGGUGAUGGCCGGCAUGGUGCUGGACAAUGUACAGCACUGGGAGGUGUUCAAGGUGAUAACGGAGGUUUUCAUCCUGGUUCCGGCUCUCGUCGGCCUCAAAGGAAACCUGGAGAUGACCCUGGCUGCGCGGCUCUCCACCGCCGCCAACACAGGCCAAAUGGAUGAUCCAGACAAACAAUGGACCAUGGUGUGCAGCAACCUGGCUCUCAUUCAGGUCCAGGCCACGGUGGUCGGCUUCCUGGCGGCAGUGGCAGCCGUCUGCUUGGGUGCGAUCUCCAGAGGAGGAGUAGAGCUGGACCAGGCGGCCGUCCUGUGUGCCAGCAGCAUCACCACUGCCUUUGUAGCUGCUCUGUCCCUGGGCCUGGUGAUGAUAGGAGUGAUCAUCGGCUCCAGGAAGGUGGGAAUCAACCCGGACAAUGUGGCCACGCCCAUCGCCGCCAGCCUGGGGGAUUUGAUCACGCUGUCCCUGCUGGCCGGGGUCAGCAGCACGCUCUACCAGUAUAAAGACCUCUGGUACCUGUCCCCGUCGGUGUGCCUGAUGUUCCUGGCUCUGAUCCCGCUGUGGGUGGUGUUGGCCCGACAGAGUCCGCAGAUCAAAGAGGUUCUCCGCUCUGGCUGGCAGCCUGUCAUAGUAGCCAUGUCCAUUAGCAGUUUUGGGGGCCUUAUCCUGGACAAGACAGUGAGUGACCCCAACUUUGAGGGGAUGGCUGUCUUUACACCUGUUAUUAACGGAGUGGGUGGAAACCUGGUGGCCAUCCAGGCCAGCAGGAUUUCAACAUACCUUCACAUCUGGAGCGCUCCAGGUGUUCUGCCCAGCAAGAUGAGCCAACACUGGCCCAAUCCCUGCGUCAGCUUCUUUUCUUCAGGAGUGAACUCGAAGUCAGCGCGUGUGCUGCUGCUGCUGGUCGUACCCGGGCACCUGGUCUUCCUCUACGCCAUCUCUCUGCUGCAGGGAGAGGAGGCUCCCAUCACCACAGCCUUCACCAUCUGCUACCUGUGUGCGGCUCUGCUCCAGGUAGCCAUUCUUCUAUACGUAGCCGAUCUCAUCGUCCGUCUGAUGUGGAGACGAAGUCUGGAUCCCGACAACUUCUCCAUCCCGUACUUGACCGCUCUGGGGGACCUGCUGGGAACCGGCUUCCUGGCCCUCUGCUUCCGCUGCGUCUCAAUGAUUCACAGUUUGGGCCUGUGAAGUUUUUCCCACUAAUCACCGAACAAACGCUGAGAUAAUACCUGUCUUACUGCACCACUUUUUUUUUCUUCUAAAGCAAUUUUGAGAGUUUCUCCUGAUGUUGAUCACUGAGCCAGUUCAAACUGAAGCGCUACCAACCCAGGCCUUUACUUUGUCUCUCUAGAGGAACAGCAGUCGAGUCCCUGCGGUGAGCAGUUGGCCUCAGUUUGGAGUUGGGUUUACAGAAAAGACUUAAAACUGCCAUCUUUAGGCGCCGAUCUAUACAUGUAUGCUGGAGGACAUACAAGUUGCUACACACUAAUUGGAUUGAACAUGAGCGAACAGUUAAGUUUGCGUUAUAACUCACCUGUCCCGGUGCAAUGGGGAUGUUUCUGUAUCUCCUUCAUGAACUCUUAUCUCAUUAAAAAAAUAAAAUAAGAGCUCUAUCAUAAUAGAGAUGUACAACAGAGGUUAUAUAAAAUGUAAAUGGCCAUUGUAGAAGAAAUGUUAAAUAAAUGAUGGAUCAUGUCAGAUUAGUUCUUUAGUUGAAGACGUUGACCAUUAUUCCAUUUAAUCUUUGUCCCUAUUUUCCAUCAUGGCUGCAUCUGUGGCUCUAUUGGCUCCAGGCUCCACUCAUUUUCUUGUUGUCAUCCUUUUACGCUGCAUUUUCCUCCAUAGUAACAACCUGGUUGAAAUAAAAUUCUUCAAUAGGUCAGACUGGUACUUGACUACCACGUUUAAAAUCCAAUAAACCGCUGACUUCGGAGAUUGUGACGCACUAAAUGUUGCUUUUAAAUCCGUGCCAGUGGUAGCUGUGACAUUUCUGGGGUCUGCUUGUGGCUCUUGGCAGCAGUUUUGUGCUUUUCAUACUGCAUAUGUCUGUCUACAACCUUAGCGGUGUAGUGCCAAACUUCUUUACUCAAAAUGUACGUAGCAUUGUACGGGUUAGCUACAGAAGUGAGUUAAUGGCUCACAUCGUUCAGUCAAGUGGAGAUGAAUUUCUCUCCCAACAGCUAGCUACUAGGAGCCUCAACCAGCUGGAGCGAAGGAGCAGUCCUCCAGACGCUCUCAGACAGUUUCAGGUCAGAGGGUUAGUGGCCCUCCAUGUCCUCUACAGGAGUGGUCAACCAUACUGACUACUCUGUACCACAGUGAGAAGGUAAAACCUUUUUACCGACACAAAAAAGAACGACUGAUAUGUAGCUGUUCUCAGAAAGGAAGAGCAGAGCAAAACUCAACAGAAGGAAAGUUCUUGACUCAUAAAUGUUGAAGCACACUCUUGUUGUUACACACAAACUCUCAGACUCAUGAAAUGAAAAGUUUGUCUUUAGAGAAAGAACAGGACACACUAAAAGUCAAAUCAACCACUUUAUCUGAUGAAACCAGGGAUUUCUUCAUUAUGUACAGCUUCUCUAGUUUCUGUUCUCUUUGGCAGAUUUAUUUUAUUAGCAAGUUCAGUGAAACUUUGAGUGGGGAGAGAUAUAUUUGGCCUCACAUAUUAGGGAACUUCCUCUGAAAGCAGAAGCUGGAGCUUCUCUAAAAAAAUCCAUGUUUGCCGUCAGCCAAUCGAAGCAGGCAGCGUUCACCACUUCUCUGACCGUCUCCUUGGUAGCACCAAAAGUGAGAAAGAAUCUGAUUGGAUAUAAAAUUACUAAACAAGAUAAUUCAAGCUCAUUUCACUGUAUUUGUCCAGAAAUGUAGUUCAAACGAAUCAGGCUUUCUCAGCCAACCAGUUCAAUUAAAGUGGACUAAAUAGGACUGCUUUGAAUUCAUCCUUAAUCAGAAGGAAGUCAUGUUUUUGUAGUUUCUCCUUGUUCCAAACAAGCCAUGUUUCUAAGUUUACAUUGAAGUCACAAAUGGAAGACUUUUGGAUUCAGAACAUAGUUCAGCCUUUUUCCAUCAACAUGUAUCUACCAACAGAGCUUUGCUAAGACAACAAUGACCUGGAACUGAUUUAGUUUCUUUUUAUUCUCUCACUGAUCUCUGUUCCAUGUAGUUCUAACCUUCAUUUCAACCUAUUUCACCAACUGUACAACAUUUGAAUAUUUCAGUUUUUCUGCUGUGAUUUAAUUCAUUUAACAACACUAAAUUAAGAUGUUUUCAGCUUUUGUUUGAGUGUUGACAUGGAGCGUUAAAGAAGCUCAAAUCUCAGAACCAUUAAAAUCUCAUAUGUUUACAUACACUCAUUUUUCAAAGAUGCUUACAGAAGAAAUCUAUGCCAGUUCUUACUUGACAGUGCUGUGAAAAAGUAUUGAACCCUUUACAGGUUUCUGAUUUUUCUGCUUUUAUGUUGUCAAAAAGUGAAAAGAGGAAAAGUGAGUGAAUUCAUUAUUUUAUAAGAGACGUGAUUCUAUUUUCACAAAGGGCCAAGUUGGUUUGGAUAGAUUGUUUUUCUUAGAAACUGAAACAAUCAUUUAAAAAUGGCAUAUUAUAUCUACUUAUACUAUCCUUGGUUUAUAUUUGCUUGAUCUUAAACAAUUAUUUGUGACAAAAACAAAAACAGAAGAAAUCUGGAAGGGAGCAAUGACUCUCUCACUACACUAUACAUUAUAGGAUUUGCACAAGUUUCACACUGAAUUACUUUUGUAGAUCUCAGGUCAGAUUCAGGACUCGUCUGUUUCCAUCCCAUCGUCCACCAGAUGCUUGAUUAGAUUAUUAUUAGAUUAACCUGAAGUGGAACUAGGGCUGAGCAAUAACUCAGACUAAUUAAGCAAAUGUAUUUGUUUCUGAGUAUUUAAUUGUUGAAAAAUCUGGAUUUUUUUCACACAUGCACUCCUUGGGUUUCCGUAGUUCAGUCAUGUGAGCGUCUAAUUAUUUGGAACUUGAAUUCAGGUCAAUUUACAGAACAGAUGACUGAUACUAAAGCCAGUUUUCACAAAUAUGUUUUUGUAACUGGUCAUUUAUUCUUGAGAAAAUAAUUUGGGGGGGAAAAAACUUUCAAUUAAAAUCAAAAAUUUGGUAUAUAAAAAAAGGUUUUCUUAGCCAGAUCGCCAUGGUCUAACUGGAAGGAAAAUUAUCAAAACACAAUAUUUUUUUUUUCUAUUUUUUGUUUGUUUGCUUUUUUUCAGGUAUGUUUGAUACAUGAAAAGUUGCAAAAAAACUUUUCUAUGCUUGAUGUGGCUGCUUAAUGCUAAAUAAGCAGGAAAUAUGUCAGAGGAAUAUUUUUAGAUAACUCGUUUUACGAGGCAUUAAAAACUGCAGAAAUUAGACAUCACUUACCUUCCACAUGUGUGGAGUACAUUGCAAAUGCAAAGUGGGGUUUUCUGGCAAGGUUUUGCACACAUUUGCAAUGGAAAGACAGCUACUGAUCAUUGCAGUACUUUGUGACAAAGUAUUUAAUUGAGUAUACUUUGUUUGUGUUUCACCUAACUUUACCCUCGUAGUCUUGCAGAAUAAGAGGAAGAAUUUGGAGUAACAGGCCAGUAAAAGCCAGACUUGUGCAGCUCUAUUUAUCUGUAGCAUCAAGUUGCCUUGAAAUCAAAAUGAAUGUCAGCUGUAUUGUUACUUAAUCUAAUCUAAUUUUGUUAAGUGUUUGAAAUGUUGCAACAGUUUUUUGCUUUCUGUAGGCAAAACUUUGUACUGAAUUUAAAUGUUGACACUGCCACAUGAUUAUGAGAAGGUCUUUCUAAAUGUAUUCACCUCAGCUGCCAGUGCUGUCUCAUGUCUUACAUGUAAAUGGUUUUAUUUUAAUAAAAAAACAACUGUCUUUUAGGUGUUUUGCUUCCCCACCAUCACCUGUGUAAGCUUAAGUGGGUAGUGAAAGCAAGAAAGUAGAACAUUGUAUUUUCAUUGUUUGAUUUAAUAAAGCAUAUCUGGUGGUGAGAGUUAA